Molecule: messenger RNA, 560 nt
Organism: Phoenix dactylifera (date palm)
Lineage: Eukaryota; Viridiplantae; Streptophyta; Magnoliopsida; Arecales; Arecaceae
Cellular component (GO): cytochrome b6f complex
Source: RefSeq, a predicted model, not a curated record
UAAACACACAACAGAUUGUGAGCUCUCUCAGAGAUGGCAGCUCUCUCUUCAGCAACACUCCCGGCAGCUGCUGUCUCGUGCACCCUGAGCUCCUCAAUGAGAAAGAAGUCCAGUGUGGGUUACAUUGAAGGACUGAACUCCUAUGGAGGCCUCAAAGCUCACAACAAAGUAACCAACCUCGGCCUUCCAGCUUGCACUACCCAGUCCUUCGCCAUGGUUGUGAGCUCCCUCAGGUCCUUAUCGCAGGGAAAGAAGGGCAAAGGUGGAGCUCUCUCUUCCACCUUCAGUGCGGCAGAUGAGAUUUUUAAGAUUGCAGCGAUCAUGAAUGGCCUUGUGUUGAUUGGGGUGGCCGUGGGCUUCGUUCUUCUUCGAGUGGAAGCAACUUUAGAGGAAGCUGAGUAGAAGAUGGCAACUUAGUUUCUUUCAACAUAAUAUUGUCCUUGUUAUUUUCCUUUGGAUAUUUGGGGCCGAAUGAUGAAUUGAAUAUUGGUUGAAAGAUUGAUAUUUGAUUAAAAGCAGUUUAUAUUGAUCAGUGCAAUGUUUCAAUUCUGUGUUUUCAA